Molecule: messenger RNA, 4434 nt
Organism: Trichoplax adhaerens
Lineage: Eukaryota; Metazoa; Placozoa; Uniplacotomia; Trichoplacea; Trichoplacidae
Exons: 13
Coding region: 1-4434 (1477 amino acids)
Biological process (GO): negative regulation of gene expression
Cellular component (GO): cytoplasm; nucleus
Molecular function (GO): nucleic acid binding; NAD+ poly-ADP-ribosyltransferase activity; transcription corepressor activity
Source: RefSeq, a predicted model, not a curated record
AUGGUUUCAUUUGGUUCAGAAGAAACUACAAUCUAUGCUUGUGGAAUAGAACAGCGAGUUACCAAGAAAUUUAAGCAAAGGGUCCGUAAUCUUUGCAAUAAUGUUGGCAUUACUAUAACCAGAUAUACUUGUGAUAAAAGAAAGAGUUGGAAUCUUGCGGAAUUGACUGUCGAUUCGAAAGAUGAUGCCGUUAUGUUGAUGUGUCAUCUGAAAAAUGUAAAAUGUGGAAAUAGUAGAUUUGGAUUAAGAAUGUUUUGGCCAGCAGAAAUGGGACAGAAAAAGCGUAAAAAAUUGAAUGCGAUGGUUCGAAAGUUUAUGACCGCUUUAAAUAGGAACGAAUAUGGCUGCUUUUACCAUAAAGACAUUGAAGAAAAAAAGGUUAUGAUUAACAAGAUGAUAGACAAUUCGCAGUUUUUAAAGGUUUCAGCUGAAGUCAUUAUAUCUAAUGUUCCCGAAUCAAUGCACCAGAUGGAGCUCUUCCAUUUAGCGAGUCAAGCUGGAAUCGUGACUAGCUUGAAGAUGAUUGAGUCUGAUAAAGCGCGUGUGGUCUAUCCUAGACAAUCAGACGCUGUUAUUGCCUUAUUAUGCUUGGACAAAUUUGAAAUUUUAAGCAAUCAGCCAAUUCAUCUAAAAAUUCUUCAUUCUGCCCAAUUUGAAUCAUUGUAUGAUGAAGUUUUCCGACUUCGAAAUAUCUUGAAGAAGGAACGACGCAACAGCGAUUUUAUAUCAUUGCAGCAGGAUGAUAUGUUAAGUCACGAGGAAACAGAUCUUUCUAGCGAUCAAUUAAAGUUUGCUAAUCAAAGAGGAAAUGAUCUACUGGAAUCUGAAAUGGCAGAAAAUCGAAGUAGUCAUAAAUUUGAUAGAAUGGCAGAAAAUAUCAAAGAGACCAAUAUAUUUAAUGGAAUGAAGUAUGGGGAUAUCGUAGAUGAUGAAGAUAUGAUUAAAAAAGAAAAUAUUCUACCCCAGGAGGUUUGCUUUCUUAUUCAACAAGUUAAUCUAGAGCAAAAACUCAGGGAUAAAGGUUACAAAGUUUCAUUUAAGUUUACAAACUGUGAUCGGGGAAGUAAAUUAACCGUGUAUAUGAUUAGAGGAACGCAAUAUUAUAUUCACUACACCUUGAGUAAUUUCAGUAAUGUUGUUGAUGGAAGAGGUAGCUUAUCAGAUCAACUAUGUGACUAUUUUGCACAGUAUACUGAAAUGAGAGAGUUUAUGAAUCAGAAAUUGCGAGAUGAUGAUAUUUAUGCUGGAGUAUUCAAAAAGAGCGGUAGUACCUAUGCGUCUAUUGUUGCCUUAGAUGUUGAGACCCAUCAGAGAGCAAACGAGAUUUUACAAGAAAUCUUUUGUACUCGCUCUGUAACUUUUGCUAGCGAGAACUUGCUCUUAUUAGAUGAUAAAGAUGAGUAUCUUUCUAAAAUUCGAGAUGGCCUUGCCUUUCGUGAUAAGGUUCACUUUAAAGUAAAAGCAGACAAUUGCAGAGAAAAUAGAGUUAUAACGGUAACAGGUCCUCGCAAGAUCACCCACGAUGCAUUAUCAAUCCUUUCCAUGCUAGUAAAAGACUACGGAUUGGUAAAUCUAAGUUUCAAAGUUACCCCUCCGUCGAUAUUGGAAUAUCUACAGAUAUAUAGGAAAGAAAAUAUUCAGAAAUUGGAAAAUGAGUAUAAAUGUCAUAUUGAAAUGGCAAAGGCACUAGUGAAUACUGUUAGUCGUAGUAAAAUUACAAAGAAUAUCACCAUUCAGUGUGCUGAGUGCUAUAAAACUGUAAUUCGUCAAAAAUUAAAUUCUAUGAUCGGAGGAUUUGUCACGGAGAGAGAAGAUUGGAUCAGUCAAUACUCAAAAAUUGGAAGAUUUAUAACUUCUAGUCAAAACAUCAUCGAGUUGGAUGGGUUACGAACAGAAAUGCCAUGUGUUCUUAUAAUUACCAGAAAUGGAUCUUACAGUGUUUAUUCAGUGAAUGAAGGCAAACUGAAGCUUAAUUAUCAAAAGAAAGAGAAAUCCGAAAAUGUUCCUAAUAAACCCAUUCAGUUAGAGACCGAGAGCGUAAAUCUGCCAGAAGCUACAAAAUCGCCUACUAUGCCUGCCAUACAAAAUAACGACUAUGAACUGAAAGUCAAUAAUGUUACUAUUAGAAUAUUAAAAGGGGAACUUGAGAAAAUAGGAAAAAGUGUUGAUGCAAUUGUUAAUUCAGUAGAUCAUGAUAGCUUUGAUCAUGGAAAAAUUGCAAGCUCAUUAAGUAAUAUUGGAGGAAAUUCCUACCUAAAAGAAUGCCGUAAUCAAUUAGGAGAUCUCGGAAUUGACAGUAUCGGUUGCACAAGUGGCCAUUACUUUGGUUGUAAAUCAGUAUAUCACAUUCUGUUCUUAAGCUCUGACAGGUCAUUAUUAUGGCUUAGUAAUCGUCUUAGAGAUUGUCUAAUGGAAAUAAACAAUGAUUCUCUGGAAUCUAUAGCCAUACCAGCCAUUGGAACAGGCCAAGCUGGCUUGAACGCUAACAAGGUUGCACAGGAAAUGAUGAGAGUAUCUAUUGAAUUUGCCGUACAUAAUACAGGAAGUUUACGAAAAAUCAAUUUUGUUAUUUAUCCAACCGAUGUUGAAAUUCAUAAAGCUUUCAAAAAUGCGCUAAAGUCUAGUGUGCCAUUAGCGACUGAAUUGCUAUAUCAAAAUGAACAAAUCGAGGAGAUAAUAAAACCGAUAGGAAUCAAAAAAACAGAUUUUGAGGAUAAGAAUCGACUGCUGUUCUCUGCUCAAUGCCUUAUUGAUGAGAAACCUAUCUGUAUAAAUGUUUAUCAUGGCAAUUUAAAUGGUUUGAAAGCGGAUGCUAUCAUGGAUAUGACGGCUUUGUGCUCUAAGCACAGUAAGGUGGAUUCUCUUUCUGAUACCUUACGAAUUACUGAUACAGAACAUACAUCGGAAACUUUACAAAUUCUACCUAUUUCUGGAUCGGAUUGUAAAACCUAUCAAGUUUGCCUUUACGGUUGUUUAGCUGGAUUUAGUAGUAUAUUAACUCAUAUGAAUGCUAAUGGCGAAAAAUCUGUCAAUAUUCCGCUCUUGAAUAUUGAAAUGAAUUCUGGUCAUAUUAAAAACCUUAUAGAUUUCAUCGAAACAUUCAUAGCCGAACAUCAAAGUUUAGAUAUGAGUAUAAACUGCAUUAAUUUUGUCAUCGGAUAUGAUGAUCGAGCUGAAGAAAUUGCAAGUUGGAUGCAACGGAAACUAAAAAGCAAGGCUGUACAGUUUAACUGGCAAACCUCUUGUGAUUCAUCGAUAAGAGCAUUGGGUAUAAAUAUAUUUUAUAUUGCCCAAAGUAAAGAGGCAAUUACGAGAGUCAAAUCAAAAAUUGAAGAGUCUAGUCAUACUUGGACAUGUCGUAAGCUGACUAGUAAAGAAUUUUUUAGUCAUAUUGAUGAAAAUCGUUGGCAGCAACUUGUUUUACAAUACUGGUCAGAGUACAACACUAUUCUUGUAAAUGAAAAUCAAGGAAAAGUUGUAAGCAUAUAUGGAUUUGAGAAAGAUAUCGCUGAUACCAUUUCGGCUAUUCACGAACAAAGCAAAAUAUACUUUCAAGAAAAAGCUCUAGAGGAAGUCAAAGUAUUUACUGCAGAUAGCGCUAGAUGGAGUGUAAAAGUCGGUCGAUUUAGACGUCUAUUUGAGCCAAAAUUGAGCUAUGAGAUAGAAAAAAAUUAUAAGAAUUACGUAAAAGAUAAUAGUAAAAUCAUUUUUCGAAUCGACUCUGAGACCAAAACGAUAAAUUUGGAUAGCAUGAAGGUUACUCAUAUUAAUGGAGUGGAAUAUCCGAUUAAGAAAUUAUCUAUUAAAGAAAGCAAGUUAAGACAUGAUAUCCCGAUACCCAGAAACUGGGAAUACCAAAAUAAGCAUGAAAUCAAAGACGGAUACUUUCAAAUAGUGAAUGUCACAAAUCAACGAGAAAUAGAUGAAAUAUCUAAGCUUCUAGGACUUAGAGGGUUUACUGUUCGUAAUUUGCGAAGAAUCCAAAAUUGGAAUUUAUACAGAAAAUAUCAAACAAGGAAAGCCGAGGUCACCGCGGCAGUUAAGAGAUACAAACCAGGUGCUGACGUUGAAAAACGUCUAUUUCAUGGUACUGCCGCAAGUAAAGUAGAUGUAAUAUGUAAGAAUGGCUUCGAUAGGGACUAUUCCGGGACUUCUUGUGGUUCCAAGCAUGGAACAGGAAGUUAUUUUGGUGUGAAGGCCGAAUAUUCAAAGCUAUUUGGCAAAGUACUUUUGUUAGUACGAGUUCUAACUGGAAUUUAUGUCAAAUCAAGCGUUACUGACAAGCCGAAUUUGUCUAUGAUUCCUGGAAGCAAAGGAGAACGUGCUCAUUCUGUAGUAGAUCAUGAAAGUAAUCCCUCUUUGUAUGUUAUUUCUAAUGAUAACUCUGCAUAUCCGGAGUAUAUAAUAUAUGUACAAUCAAAUACCUACUUGUGA